AUGGUCGCCCCAAUUCUCGCCGCGUCGGCCGCGCACCCGAUUCCGACGCACGACGCAGCGAACCAUGUCGCGGAGCCGUCCAUUACGUCCAGAGACACCAAGGGCGGUCGCAGACUGUGGUACUGCCUGAGGGUCAUUCAGCAGCCGGAGCGUGCGAGAGCCUGCGGUUCUGGCCCGAAGUCCUCGGCCGAUCGCCGCCCUGUUGAUCCUCCUCCCGUCGUGGAGCUGCGCAUCUACGAGGGCCAAACCUGGGAGCUGGCACAGGAGAAGGACAUCACGUUCGUGUACAAUGCCAACUUCUUCCUCUUCGCCACCCUCGAGCACGCCCGCGUCAUUGCCCACGCUCGGGGCACCCCGUCGCCCAGCAACACGCCGCCCGUGCUGACCGGCAUGCCGGUUUCGGGAAUGGCGUACCUGGACCGUCCUGUGGAGGCCGGCUACUUCCUGUUCCCGGACCUGUCGGUAAGGCACGAGGGCCGGUACAAGCUGACCUUCAACCUAUACGAGGAGACCAAGGAGGACAAGGACAAGGACAAGGAUUUCGACGGCGACAGCCAGCCGCCUAUUCCCGGCGUGAACCCGGCCACGGGAGGCUCGUUUGAUUUCCGGAUGGAGGUCAAGUCGCAGGAGUUCAUCGUCUACAGCGCCAAGAAGUUCCCGGGUCUGGCCGAGAGCACGGCACUCAGCCGCGUCGUUGCUGAGCAGGGAUGCCGUGUCCGGAUCCGCAGGGACGUGAGGAUGAGGCGCCGCGACGGCAAGGGCACUGGGGACUACGACAACGCCGAGGACGAGUACGCGCGCAGGAGGCGGACCGCGACCCCGGACUCGCGACCCGACUACAACCGGGCACGAUCGAUGAGCGGCAGCACGGAGCGCACGCCCUACUCGGCCACCGACUCGCAGCGCCGGCCGUCCCUUGUUGAUUAUCCGCCACAGUACCCGGCGAACCCGCCAUCAGGCGGCCACCUGCAGUUUCUGGGCGGGAAUGCAAGCUCGCAGUAUCCCGCUGCACCUCCGCAGCCUUACGCGCAGCCGCCAUCGGUUCCUGCGUCGCCCGUAUACCCGUCAUCCCAAGCAUCCGGGUACCCGAUGCAAUCCUCAUAUCCGCCUCCGCCGCCGCCGCCACCGCCAGCGCCGAGGUCCCACAGCAGAGAGCGGACGCCGUCGCAAUCAGGCUAUCCCCCGCUCAGCCCGGCGCCGCCGCGCCAAGAGAGUGUCCAGCAAGACUCACGCAUCCAACUCCCGCCUCUCAGCCAGCUCCCGCUCCCGCUCCCGCCUCCCACGCCGAAGCAACGGUCAAUGGCGCCGCCAAAAGCGCAACUCCUCCCGCGUCUGCAAAUUGACCAACCCCGGGCGCCGAGUCAUCUGCCGAUCACCAUGCCGAGCCCGACGGCCCUGGCUUCCGCCGCACCUCCUCCUCCUACGCCUCCUCCUCCUGCUCCUCGUGCGUCGCCAGCGCUGGCGAACGGCAUGGGCAGCAGUGGCAGCAGCAGCAGCGGCCCGCUGCAUCCGGCCACGCUGCCGCUGCCGGCGCAGUACGCGGGCACGAAGCGCGCGCACGACCAGUCGUUCCGGCACGACUCGGACCAGCAGCGCUACCUGGACGGGGCGCGCGACAAGGGUCUGUCCGAGGACAUCACGACCUAUGUGUCGUGGUCGUUCCGCCGCGCCGACGGCAGGCACAGGGACGCGAGAGCGCUGGGCCUCUAA
Thermothielavioides terrestris NRRL 8126 is the source of this 1710-nucleotide messenger RNA. RefSeq lists its product as uncharacterized. The transcript is spliced from 2 exons. The record is from RefSeq and is a predicted model, not a curated record. Bases 1 to 1710 code for a protein of 569 amino acids. Lineage: Eukaryota; Fungi; Ascomycota; Sordariomycetes; Sordariales; Chaetomiaceae.